AUGUUAACUACAGCAGAGUGGGACAGACUGCAGAGGCUCGAGACCCUCCUUAAACCAUGCAGAUAUGUGACUGAGCUCCUUGGGGGUGAGACCUUUGUCUCAUGCUCUAUUGUGUUACCUGCUCUCAGCCACCUGACCCACACCAUUAAAGUCUCUGAUGACGACAUGGCCUAUGUGGACCUAAAGUGUCUACCAAGAGGAGAGCGAGGACAGGUGUGGACCAGCAUUGAGGCACUGCUGCGAAAAGAUCCAGACAGAGCCGCUCCAGAACCCACGGAGGAGCCAGCAAGGAAGAAGAGCCUCCUGCGGUUUCAUUCAGACUCUGAAUUAGAGGAUGAGGAUGAAGAGGGGCCCAACGGGGCUCUGACCCGCUACAGGGCAGAGUCCACCAUCAGUGAGACAGAUUGCCCACUGCAGUGGUGGUCCACUCAUGAGGGAGCCCAUCCACAGCUUUCUUCCCUGACCCGCAAGUAA
Messenger RNA from Knipowitschia caucasica, 474 nucleotides. The record is from the annotation of a GenBank genome assembly. Lineage: Eukaryota; Metazoa; Chordata; Actinopteri; Gobiiformes; Gobiidae.